AUGGGGUUGUUGUAUCUCGGAACACCGCUCACCUGGGAUGAAGCAAAGAAGUAUGCUGAUCAUGUUAGGUUUCAUGGCAUCACACAGUUCUUGCACACUUGGGAUCGCGUAAAGGACAGGUACGGCGAUGAGCUGCUCUGGGGUGAUGAGGUGGAAUAUAUAGUUAUUUCCUUCGACGACGAGGGGAAAAACGCCAAAUUAUCGCUCAGACAGACCGAAAUUCUUGCGAAGCUCAGCAAGAUCGUCAACGAAUUAUCGGAUGACACUGCCGACUCAGCAACAAUUCCCACUUUUCAUCCUGAGUAUGGCAGAUACAUGCUGGAGUCGACGCCCGGGUCUCCGUAUACCGGCUCGAUUCCUGAUCUGUUGUCGGUAGAGGACAAUAUGCGCUAUAGGCGUGUUCUGGCUCGCAAACAUCUAAAGGCGAACGAAGUUCCGCUAACUGUCACGUCUUUCCCUCGCUUGGGAGCCCCUGGAGUAUUCACAGAACCUCAUUUCACAGCCGAUAAUGCCGUUUCUAGCCAAAGUCUGUUCCUUCCAGAGGAGAUUACAAACCCCCAUGCUCGCUUUCCCACAUUGACAGCCAAUAUCAGAAGCAGAAGAGGAUCAAAAGUAGCCAUUAAUCUCCCUAUUUUCAUAGACGACAAAACACCUCGCCCAUUCGUUGACCCCACAAUUCCAUGGCAGCGCUCGAUAUACCCUGGGGAUUCUGAGGCUAAGCGUGGGGCUGCACUCAAUGAUCACAUUUACAUGGAUGCCAUGGGUUUUGGAAUGGGAUGUUGUUGUCUCCAACUGACAUUCCAGAGCUGCAAUGUAGAUGAGGCGAGGCGUAUGUAUGACGCGUUGAUUCCUGUGGGACCUAUAAUGCUUGCAUUGAGUGCAGCUAGCCCAAUCUGGCGAGGAUAUUUAGCGGACGUAGACUGCCGCUGGAAUGUCAUUGCCGGAAGCGUUGACGAUCGAACUGAGGAAGAGCGUGGUCUCAAGCCCCUCGAAAAUAGCAAAUUUUCAAUUCCUAAAUCUCGCUACGACAGUGUGGAUUUGUAUAUCUCGACGGACUGGAUAAAUAAACCUGCAUAUAACGAUGGGAUUGUCCCAUAUGAUGAGCCUAUUUAUGAUCGCCUUCGUGGUCAUGGUAUUGACGAUUUGCUUUCUAAGCAUAUUGCUCACCUUUUCAUACGUGAUCCCCUUGUAAUCUUCUCGGAGACAAUCAAUCAGGACGAUACAGCGAGCAAUGACCAUUUUGAGAACAUCCAAUCAACUAAUUGGCAGACCCUGCGCUUCAAACCCCCUCCGCCGAAAUCGCCUAUUGGCUGGCGCGUCGAAUUCCGUAGCAUGGAAGUGCAACUGACGGACUUUGAGAAUGCAGCAUUUGCAGUAUUUAUUGUGCUCUUGUCUAGAGCUAUCUUGAGCUUCAAUAUAAACUUUUAUAUACCCAUAUCCAAGGUUGAUGUUAAUAUGGGCAGAGCUCAGCAGAGGGAUGCAGUGCACUCAGAAAAGUUUUAUUUCAGAAAGGAUGUGCUUCCACCUGGUCACACAUCACCUACUUCUAGCGUUGCCUCGUCCUCGGGUUCUAAUUCCCCCGUAGAGUGCUCGAAUUGCAGUCUGCCAUCGAAAGACAAGAAGCUACGCAACUGCUUCCCUCCUCUGGCCCGACCCCUUCAUGUCGUUGAUAGUCCAGUUGAAGAAGAAUAUGAAGAAAUGACUGUCAAUGAGAUUAUGAAUGGAAAGAACGCCUCCUUCCCAGGCUUAUUAGGGCUCGUUGAUGCAUACUUAGAUACAAUAGAUGUCGAGAAGGCAGAAAGAUCGAAGAUAGAUCGAUACUUAGACUUCAUUCGGCGGCGAUCCAAUGGUUCUCUCAUGACUGCUGCAACUUGGAUGCGAAAUUUCGUUCGCUCUCAUCCCGCGUAUAAAUUUGACUCAGUUGUGAGUCAGGAAAUCAAUUACGACUUGAUGAUAGCUAUUGACCGUAUCGAGCGUGGUAUCGAACGUGUUCCUGAACUUUUGCCAGAAGACUAUGGGCGAAACUGAAACUGAACACUCUUUGCACAUAACUCAAUCAAGUGGUGACGACAAGUAUCAAUCCAUGAACCAUCCGAUGUCAAGUUUGUACCGUUGAUGACUGUGUCUUGGUACAAUUAAUUUAUGGGCAUUACUAUGUAUUGUUAUCGUGAAGUGUAUCCCUUUAUCUAUGUGGAACAUUGGAUUAUUUUUUGGGCCUGCGAAAUAUAUAUAUAUAUGAUAUCUGUU
This is a messenger RNA of Serpula lacrymans var. lacrymans S7.9, 2247 nucleotides long. RefSeq lists its product as uncharacterized. The record is from RefSeq and is a predicted model, not a curated record. Lineage: Eukaryota; Fungi; Basidiomycota; Agaricomycetes; Boletales; Serpulaceae. The coding region runs from base 1 to 2028 and encodes 675 amino acids. Gene Ontology annotation, molecular function: glutamate-cysteine ligase activity. Gene Ontology annotation, cellular component: glutamate-cysteine ligase complex. The transcript is spliced from 13 exons. Gene Ontology annotation, biological process: glutathione biosynthetic process.